GAAGUGGUCAUGCCACUUGCUGAACUUUUAACUGUACUGAUCGUCUGAACCAUGACUUAGGGGCUCAGUUGGUCAUUGGCUCCUUGUUGGUUCCAGAAAAUCGAAGGCUCCCACUCCCCCCUCUCUCUCCCUCACUUCACUUUUCCGUUCAGUCGUUACCGGGAAACUGAGAAUCAGUAGACACUACCGGAGCCACCAUUUCCCUGACAUUCUACCUUCUCAAUUUAACGUCAAAUUAUUACUAAACCUAUCAAGCAGACCCCCUUUCUUUCCCUUCAGGCAUGUAAAUCCCAUAUGAUCUCUCUCUCUCUCGCGCUCUCUCUCAAUUCAAACCCUUUGUAUUUUGGUGUUGCAGGGAGGAUUAGGGUUCUGCUAUACAGAUCCGGCCUGGAUUCUACAUAAGAAUCAUAGUUUGUCGUUUCCUUGCUGAGCCACUUGACAAAUGGGCAUAUUGUUCACUCGGAUGUUCUCUUCGUUAUUCGGUAACAGAGAAGCUAGGAUCCUUGUGCUCGGGCUCGACAAUGCUGGAAAAACUACUAUUCUCUAUCGCCUUCAAAUGGGUGAAGUUGUCUCCACAAUUCCAACAAUUGGGUUUAAUGUGGAAACAGUGCAGUAUAACAACAUAAAGUUCCAAGUUUGGGAUCUGGGUGGGCAGACAAGUAUUAGGCCUUACUGGAGAUGCUAUUUUCCAAAUACACAGGCGAUAAUCUAUGUUGUUGAUUCAAGUGAUACUGAUAGGCUGAUAAUAGCCAAAGAUGAGUUUCAUGCAAUACUGGAGGAGGAAGAGUUAAAGGGUGCAGUUGUUCUAAUUUUUGCUAACAAGCAGGAUCUUCCUGGUGCACUUGAUGAUGCAGCGGUAACUGAGGCCUUGGAGUUGCACAAGAUUAAAAACCGCCAGUGGGCUAUUUUUAAAACUUCUGCCAUAAAGGGGGAAGGUCUCUUUGAGGGAUUGGAUUGGUUGAGUAACACACUCAAGUCAGGAGGUGGCUAAAUGUUUUCAUUGAAGAAUUAGAUACCUAUAUCCAAGCCAAAACUACAAGGCAUGUCACUUUGCAACUUGUUAUGAGUGCAUAUGCCAUUUGAUUCUCUGUUUUUUGGAAUGUACCAGUGAGAUACAGUGAAAUUCUCAUUAAAGAUGAACAGUUGGCUUUUGAGCA
This is a messenger RNA of Malania oleifera, 1157 nucleotides long. Its product is annotated as ADP-ribosylation factor 1. Gene Ontology annotation, biological process: intracellular protein transport; vesicle-mediated transport. Lineage: Eukaryota; Viridiplantae; Streptophyta; Magnoliopsida; Santalales; Ximeniaceae. Gene Ontology annotation, molecular function: GTP binding; GTPase activity. Gene Ontology annotation, cellular component: cytoplasm; Golgi apparatus. The transcript has 8 exons. The record is from RefSeq and is a predicted model, not a curated record. The coding region runs from base 443 to 991 and encodes 182 amino acids.